Messenger RNA from Trichosporon asahii var. asahii CBS 2479, 1599 nucleotides. RefSeq lists its product as uncharacterized. The record is from RefSeq and is a predicted model, not a curated record. NCBI's taxonomy places the organism in Eukaryota, Fungi, Basidiomycota, Tremellomycetes, Trichosporonales, Trichosporonaceae. The transcript has 5 exons. Bases 1 to 1599 code for a protein of 532 amino acids.
AUGUCCCGCCGCAGCCCCGUUUAUUCUAUCUGUUUCCCUCGAGUAGAUUGGACUUCACCGGGGGCGAUCUGUCACCCGCCUUUCACCGCAAGAGACUUCGGCAAAGAAGUCUGUUGGGCAGCACGCGCCGCCAGUCGCGCGUGGGCGGAUGGGACAGCUCUCAGAUUGAAUCAGGAUGAUCAAGCGGUCGCCUUUCGACUCGCCGUCCUUGACAAAGUGCUUGAGUGGAAUCUUCAGGAUCUGAUUGCCCGCAUUCGCACGACUCCUAGGCCUUCGCGCACCUUUGAGGAGUGGUCUGAAAGCACGGAUCAGUACAUCAGGAAAGCAUACAGUCUUGCCGUACCCGCCGCAGCUGAGAAGGGUAUCACUGUUCUGCCUCUGGAAGCGAUCCUUCCUUUUCUCCGCCACGCGAUGCGGGAAUGCUUGACGUACCACGACGCCGACUACGGAGGAGAACUUGCAGGCGAACCGCAGCUGAAUGAGUCUACGUUGGUACCGUUCACGAGCAAGAUGACGGGUUUCACGGUCUACCGCUGCGUAGACCUGCACGAUCCCCACUUUGCCCGCUCGAAGCUGGUCGUCAAGCAUUACCCUGGCCAGCCUCCCAUUGGCCCUUUACCUCUCCCGCCAAAACUCGAGGAAGCGGAGGUGAUAAUUUGUGAGCCGGCAACAUCGGCGUCGGCAACAUCGGCGCCGCAUGCGUCGUUGACGCCUAAGGCGGCGCGGACGCGCGAUUCGUCACCGACACCGACACCAACACCGAAGGCGGCCGCCCGGGUGCUGCAUGGCUCGCCGACACCGAAGGCGGCGCCCAAGCCUUCACACCGGUUGCCCACGCUCCUUCCAAAGUCCUUGCCCACUCCCGAGUACCCAUCCUCAUUUCCACGGACAGACUGGAAACUGCUUGGCGCCAUAGGACUCCCGCCUUUCACCGCCGCCGAGCUCGGCCGGGAAGUCCGCUGGGCAGCGCGCGCUGCCAGUCGCGCGUGGGCGGAUGGCACAAUCGUCGACUUGGACCCGGUCUACCAAGGGCUUGCAUUCCGGCUCAGCGUACUUGACAAGGUUUUCGAAUGGAACUUGAUGGAUUUGUUGGCUCGCGCGAACGCCUUCCCGACGCCACCCCGCACGUUCGCCGAAUGGUCGGAUGCGAUAGAGAAGCAUAUCAUAUCAGCUUACAGUCUCGCCGUGCCUGCUGCAGCCAUCGCCGGCCUUCCCGCUCCGUCACUGGAGUCGAUCUAUCCGUUCCUUCGCGCGGCGACCCGGCAGUGCUUCUCAUGCUAUGACGCCGACGACUGGGAAGGUCGGAAGGGCGAGCGCCGGUUGACCGAGGCCGAGUUGCAGCCUUUCACAAGCAAGAUGACGGGCUUCACGGUGCACGGCAUUGUGCCCCUGUAUGACAGCCCCUACGUUCGCUCCAGGGUGGUCGUCAAGCAUCAUCCCGGCCAUCCCCCCAUCGGUCCACUGCCUCUCCCGCCAACAGCCGAGGGGGAGGAGGUGGUGUUCUACCAGUUCCCGGCGCCGGAGGGGCUUCCAAUGCAGACGCCCGAGGCGGUGUCCCCGACAGGGCAGUCGUCGUCUGCCCCGAAGGCGUCGACCUAG